AUGAGCCAUGUGCCGGCCGCUUUUCAGACAGAAUAUAAAAAGAUUUCAGUUUUGUCAAAGUUGAUCAAUCAAUCGAAUCCCGAUAGUCUGGGCGCUUUAGAGGAUGUUCAUGAGAUGAUGUUUGAGUAUACGAAUCUAGUUUCCCAGGGCGCUAUUGCCAAGUCCAUCAGUUUACAGGUGACGAGGGCUCUUUUACAAACAGCAAGAGACUGCAAUGUUUUACUGAGAAGACUACCGAAACGAAGCCGAGAUACCAUUACUGGUAACGUUUAUCAGCAUUUGAGAAAGUAUGCAAGCCAGAUUUCAGAGGAUAUUAUCCAAAAACGGUUACCUCGUGACCUCAAGACUUUGGGCACUUUGCUUGCGUUAUACGAAACCAUUGAUCCACAAGCCGGGCUAGUCCUAUUCAAAGAACUGGAUGCGGUUGAGGCUACCGGAUCAGCUAUGCCAUGUAUGCUUAAAGCUGGAUGGACGCUGGACCAGAUGAAAGAAGCCUACGAAAGAGCACCAACCAAAACUGACUGGAUCCAGGCCCACAUGGUACGUGCCUAUUUCGAGAAUGGUGAGCCUGAGGCUGCAAUGGAACUGUAUCGACACAUGGAUACACACAACAGCAAGAUCAUGAACAAACUAGACGAUCUAAUCAUCGCCGAGGGUCCUGUUGCCGAGGCACAAAAGGUUUUGGCCAAAACCAUCACAGCGCCCCGGAGUUUUGCCAUUAUGCGGCUGCUUGAACGUCUGUGGGACUCGGAAUCGGACAUGACAGCACAAUUCAAAGUGUUCGAUCGAUACCUCCAACUCGUGCUUGGUACAUCUGAAGAGCCUCUCGUGGGUCCGACGCGGGUUUUAGUUCAACAUAUCUUCAAGGCCCAUGGCCAGGACGUGCAGGCAAUUGAAGCCGACUUGCAAAAAUUAGCACGACUCUACGAAAGUAGGGGAGGUGCACAUACGUUUUUGCUCAAUGUGAUCCUUACUGAAAUGAGCCGCGCCAUUCCAACGGAGUUCGACUUGGCUACGAAAAUUAUGGUCGAGUACGGAGCAGAAACAGACCCUGUUUCCUAUCGCGUCCGAUUGAAUGCAUUAGAGUCUGUGGAUUUCGAAGAAAAGCCCCAGCUUGUUCUCAGUCUCUGGGAAGCUCGAAUGAGCCUCCAAGUUCCUCUCGCCGCCUUAGACUGGAUCGCCCUGGGCCGCAGCGACAAAUUCGGGUCUCUUUUCAACCAGCUCUGGCAGGCUGUGGGCCAGCCGUUUUACCGCGAUGUCAUGACCUUCCAUCGAAGCUAUCUUCGCACUUAA
Molecule: messenger RNA, 1293 nt
Organism: Wickerhamiella sorbophila
Lineage: Eukaryota; Fungi; Ascomycota; Dipodascomycetes; Dipodascales; Trichomonascaceae
Exons: 1
Coding region: 1-1293 (430 amino acids)
Source: RefSeq, a predicted model, not a curated record